Molecule: messenger RNA, 2586 nt
Organism: Eruca vesicaria subsp. sativa (arugula)
Lineage: Eukaryota; Viridiplantae; Streptophyta; Magnoliopsida; Brassicales; Brassicaceae
Source: the annotation of a GenBank genome assembly
AUGAAAAAGAGUGAAGCGUCAAAGGUGGUUGAGAAUGGCACUCCCAGCUUAAAGAAAGAGCCCCGUCGAGCAAUUCUUCGACUUGUGUUUUCAGAUUUAGUUGCUAAAGGGCAUUUAAUGAUGGUGGAGUCUCUUCGUCUCUAUCUAGGAGCAGGCCUUCACUCAUGGGUUCACUUAAGGGGAUGCAAUGUCAAUGUGAACAAAGAAGUUCCUGCUCUUUCACUUUCUCCGUGCAUCUUUAAGAUUUCUGAAAAGGAAAACGUGCUUGAUAGAGGUACGGAUAUGCUUCCAAAUUCUAAUAGAAGAAGCAGCCAUCCACCUUCUGGCUUGACCACCAAUGUGGAUGUUGUGGACUGGUCUGUGCACGAGAAGGUUGUUACGGCUCUUUUAUCUGAGGGUUUACAUACUGAAGAAGAACAGGAUAAUGCCUAUCAACUUAAGAAUAAGAAAGGACUGGAAUGCCUUACUCGCCUGUGGUCAUUAGCACAGCGGGAUGCUAUUGCGUCAGUCACAGGAGUUGAUGUUAGUUCCUUGAUUAUAGGAAGGGAUACUUUUUUUCAUUUUGAAGUGGGAGGGCUCGAAUCUUACAAGUCAAGAGACGGGCAGCCUCCUGCUGUUGAUCUUCUGGAAAUUAGGAAGGAAAAAAUUGUUCCUUUAGAAAUUUUGUACGUAAUGACAGUCUCUGACGAGUCACCGCUUGGUGAUAAAUUCAUUGCGUAUGAGCUUACCUUGGAUAGAAGCGAGAAGAAAGACAAUGUGGUUCAUAUUGAGCCAAUGCUUGAGAAGAUGCAUCUUGGCGAACCUAUAUUUUUCUCUUCUGUUAAAGAAAGACACUGCAAUAAAGGUGUUUCCCCUGAUUUAUCUUCCUUAGCGUGGAUGGGCUCAGUUGUGUCUGAUGUUAUCAAGAGGAUGACCGUGUUGUUGUCUCCGGAAGCUGGAAUGUGGUUUAGCAAAUUCAAUAUUCCUUCACCUGGACAUAUUCUCAUAUAUGGGCCUCCUGGAUCAGGAAAGACAAUUUUAGCAAGAGCUGCUGCAAAGUACUUUGAGGAACAAAAAGACUUGUUGGCACAUGUGAUUUUAGUAUCCUGUUCUGCACUUGCCUUGGAUAAGGUUCAACACAUCCGUCAAGCCAUUUCUAGUGUAAUAGCUGAAGGCUUGGAACAUGCACCAUCCGUUAUCAUUUUGGAUGAUCUUGAUAGCAUUAUCUCAUCACCUUCAGAUAACGAAGGAACUCAAGCUUCGAAUGCGAUUACGAUGCUUACAAAAUUCCUAACAGAUGUUAUAGAUGAUUAUGGGGAAUACAGGAGUUCCUCUUGUGGAAUUGGUCCACUUGCAUUUGUUGCUUCUGUCCAGUCUCUAGACCAAAUUCCACAGACAUUGAGCUCAUCAGGAAGAUUUGACUUCCAUGUGCAACUGGCUGCUCCUGCUACCUCUGAACGUGGGGCUAUACUGAAGCAUGAGAUACAAAAACGCCUUCUAGAGUGUUCGGAAGAUAUUUUGCUCGAGUUAGCUGCCAAAUGUGAAGGAUAUGAUGCGUAUGACCUGGAAAUAUUGGUUGAUAGAGCUGUUCAUGCUGCCAUUGGCCGACAUCUACCUUGUGAAUCCAAUAUAUCCAAAUAUACUCUGGUCAAAGAAGACUUUACGCGAGCUAUGCAUGAAUUUGUGCCUGUUGCCAUGCGUGACAUCACCAAAUCUGCUUCUGAAGGUGGUCGUUCGGGAUGGGAAGAUGUUGGAGGCGUUACUGAUGUUAAAAAUGCUAUCAAAGAGAUGAUUGAAUUGCCAUCAAAAUUUCCGAAAAUCUUUGCAAAGUCUCCUCUGCGUUUGAGAUCAAAUGUUCUCUUGUAUGGCCCACCUGGUUGUGGGAAGACUCACAUAGUUGGUGCAGCUGCAGCAGCGUGUUCCCUACGGUUCAUCUCAGUGAAGGGGCCUGAGCUCUUAAACAAAUACAUUGGUGCUUCUGAACAAUCUGUCCGUGAUAUAUUUGCAAAGGCAGCAGCCGCAGCACCAUGCAUACUCUUUUUCGAUGAAUUCGAUUCAAUUGCUCCCAAGAGAGGACAUGACAACACCGGAGUUACUGAUCGAGUUGUUAAUCAAUUCUUGACAGAGCUGGAUGGAGUUGAAGUUCUAACCGGGGUCUUUGUAUUUGCUGCAACAAGUAGGCCAGAUCUGCUUGAUCCUGCGCUACUGAGGCCUGGCCGGCUUGAUCGUCUUCUUAUGUGCGACUUUCCAUCCCCACCAGAGCGAUUAGAGAUUCUUAAAGUUCUCUCGAGAAAGCUUCCGAUGGCUGAUGAUAUUGACUUAGAUCCUAUAGCUCAGAUGACUGAAGGUUUCAGUGGAGCUGAUCUGCAAGCUCUUCUUUCAGAUGCGCAACUUGCAGCUGUUCAUGAGUUUCUAAACAAAGAAGAUAGAACAGAGCCUGGAACGACUCCAAUGAUAACUGAUCCUCUUCUGAAGUCGAUCGCUUCCAAAACUAAACCAUCGGUUUCUGAAACCGAGAAGCAAAAGCUUUAUGACAUUUAUAGUCAGUUUCUGGAUUCAAGAAAAUCGUCGAGAGAAGCAAAGGGCAAAAGAGCAACCUUAGCGUAA